AUCCAAAAAUCAUUCGCACUUGAACAGCCCUCAAAGCAGUAUCAACUAUUUCUAUUUCGUCAACCAUCAACAUAAAUAAAACUCAAAAAAUGAAUACCAUCAUGAAAAUCACGAUCUUCGCCGUCGCAAUGUUCGCCUCGUCCACGAUGACCACUGCUAAACCAGCCGGACUAGUGCCAGCUGCAGUUGCACCGGUGGCCGUGGCCGCACCAUACGCCAGCUCGUUCACGUCGCACAGCGUUGCUCACUCCGUGGCCACUCCGGUUGUGCCGGCCGCAGCACCCGCUGUGUACGCACCAUCCGCGCCGUACGUAGCAGCUGCGCCGUACGUCGCGUCUCCUUACUCCGCCGCGCCAUACGUACCGGCACCUUAUGCCGCCUCGCCGUACGGCUAUUACCCGUACGCCGCCCCCGCUGUCCUGCCCGCUUACCUGUGAGUCGAACGAACGGUAGCUGCAGUCGAUUGCACAAGAGCUUUCGCGCGUCGUAUGAAUUAAAUGUAUGACACGUCGGAAGACUUGUGCAACAAGAAGACAAAUUCUGUUUUUUUUUUCGAUCAUUUUUGUUUGUAAUUAUAUUAUUAAAAAAAAAGGGAAAAAAAAUACGAGAACAAAAAUAAUAUUGUAAUAAUGAUAAAUAAUCGCGUACAGCACACAAUGUCUGGCGCGUUCCGUUUUCUUAAAUAAAUAAAAUACACACACAUGUUAUUAUAAUGAA
Messenger RNA from Sipha flava (yellow sugarcane aphid), 717 nucleotides. RefSeq names its product cuticle protein 16.5-like. NCBI's taxonomy places the organism in Eukaryota, Metazoa, Arthropoda, Insecta, Hemiptera, Aphididae. The transcript has 2 exons. Bases 90 to 437 code for a protein of 115 amino acids. The record is from RefSeq and is a predicted model, not a curated record.